CUCACACAGCUCACCAACACGCGUGUCACAAAGUGGAACAAGGUCUGCAGAAAAUUGUAACAGCCACCUCGAUCUUCAUCACUCACGUGUCUUGACAGUUAUCCGCCCAUUUUCUGCCGCAUCCUAGGCUAAAGACUUGACCAUUCCAUCGUCAAGGCAACAUCCUGAUCACAUGGCCAGCAUGGAAAUCCGGCUUGCAAUAAUUAUUCUUUUCGCAUCCUCUGUGUCAGGCCAGGACUCGUGUCCGCCAGACUGGGUGAUGGUCAGUGACACCACUUGUGUCCAGUUCAACGACCAGUACAAGCUGACCUGGUCACAGGCCCAGCAGACGUGCAACAAUUUCGCUGCCACCCUAAUCCGCUUUGCGUCUAACUCUGAUGUGAACUCCUUCGCAAAUGCGGCGACUGUCCGUUCUGUGGACGGCUGGUGGUCUGGUCUCAACAACAUCGGCCACACGGACACCUGGACCUGGGGAGGGGACGAACAGGUCGUUCCAGGCGCCCUAGCCUGGGCAGUUGAGCCCACAGAUACCCACCACGUUGAAAACUGUGUGUCCAUAUACAUCGACGGCACUCUGAGUGACGACCCUUGUGACCAGCAGAUGGGCUACGUAUGCACCUACCCGUUUCCGACAGGUGGGAUGUGCGCAGCGCCCUUCUCAGCCUAUGGCACUCAGUGUCAGUACGCCAGUCCUCUUAACAAUGUCACCAGGCUGUUGUCAUGGGCAGACGCCAAAGCUGCGUGUGCUGCCAUGCGGACGAGCGGCCAGCCAGCCACCCUUGCGGUUUUCAAAGAUAUAAACAGCUAUCAAAAUCUUCAAAUCACCUUGGCAAGCCUGUCACCGACUGGAAAGCGAUGGGUGGGACUCAACGACCAGGCCACGGAGCGGGUGUGGAAAUGGUCUGACGACACCACUGACAGUGACACGUCCUUUCUAAAUUGGCGUCAGUAUCCAAAUCAGAGCACGACAACGGGCUGUGGGCUUGUUCACAGUAACGGUCAAAUGGAGCAAGCUGAUUGUCAGCAGCUUCAUCACUAUGCCUGUAAAAAAGAUGUUGAUCUAGACUUGUAUCUAGAAGACAGUGAAAUGGGAUGCCCGUCUCCAUGGCUACGGGGAGGCCGAAAAUGCUACUACUUCGGCAGCAAUAUCACGGUCACCAUGGCAGCGGCACGGACGUUUUGCACAAGCAACGGCGGUCGUCUGCUGCACCUUCAAUCACUGGAUGAGCAAGACUGGGUGGCGCAACAAACGGUCAGGCUCAGGAGGGGCACGCUCUGGACGGGGCUGCAACGGUCAGCAGAUGGCUCUUCCACCUGGAUCUGGGACGACGGCUCGGCUGCUGACCCGAUGUUGACUAAUUGGAACGUUGAGCCGAACGACUCUGGAGAUUACGGUGAAGACUGCGCCUAUCUGACGUCAGACGGCGUCUACAACGACAACAACUGCUUCACCAGAAUCUCCUACGUGUGUGAGCUAGAGACAACUCAACAAUGUCCAACCGGAUGGCUGGAUUGGACCGGCUCCCAACGGUCAUGCUACUACAUCAGCAACAACACGCAGGCCGGACGCGCCAACUGGAUGGAGGCGCAGAACAAGUGCAGACAAAUGGCAGGUCAGCGAGGUGCGCAUCUUGUGGCCAUCACCACGCAAGACGAGUUUAACUACGUGGUUUCAUUAUUCAAGUCGAACCCAUGGUCGGGAUACUGGACAGAUCUGAGUGACGCGCAAGUGGAGGGGUACUGGCAGUUCGCUACACGUCGAGGAGAGAUACCAUUGACCAUCAACUGGGCUCAGGAGCCGAAUAACCAAGGUGGACACGAGAACUGUGCCAACAUGUACCCCGGCGGUCACCUCAAUGACGUCACGUGCAAUGCCAAAGCUCUCGUCUUGUGCGAGAAAGACGUGCCAGGACUGACAAGUGAUGCCAGACUAUCAAGUACAGCUGUGAGUUACACCAGUCUUCUAAUAUUCCUUUCGGGGGUCAAGGCCAUUCUGACGUGAAGGUGACGAAGAGGUCGCCAAAGGCGGGGCUACUCCCUCUGGAUGUAGCUGCGCGACUUUAGAGUUAUGGCACUUGUUUUCUCUGUAGCGUUGAUAGAAAAUGUAUUUCCACUGAAGGAAGGAAUUCAUACCAAGCCGCCAUUAAAGCAAAAACAAUGAACCUCUGCUUCUUGUCUGUAGUCGUACGUCGGUGCUGCUGUCUGUGAGACUGGUACGUGCAUGCCUCAGUGAUAAUGAAUGCAGCUUUCCUUUCAAGUUCUGGAAUGUUCUUCAAUAAGUCCUAGUUUUCAAACUUUGAAGACUGAGAGCAAAGAACAACUUUACUGUCUUUAAUUUUCGCGAAUAACUUGUACAUUUUUUUACAUGAUUUAGGACAAGGUGUGAAUGAAGGAGUUAGUACUGUUCAGGAUUCUUCCAUAAUAAAGAACAAAUUUCAAUGUUGUUUUUGUGUUACUUGAUAUCAAUUAAACUCGAAUAAAGAGAUUGAAACGUUUUGUGCGUGGACGUAACAAUGAACAGUAUUUACGAGCAAAUGUUGUGCUGGGAUGUGUUUUGCUGAUACCUUAUAAACAUUUAUGGUGUGGUCUUGAGCUUUAUUGUAUCUAUGUUGCACUACGAAAUAAAAUUUGCCUAUCAGAUCA
Pomacea canaliculata is the source of this 2643-nucleotide messenger RNA. RefSeq names its product C-type mannose receptor 2-like. The transcript is spliced from 15 exons. Lineage: Eukaryota; Metazoa; Mollusca; Gastropoda; Architaenioglossa; Ampullariidae. The coding region runs from base 173 to 2002 and encodes 609 amino acids. Gene Ontology annotation, molecular function: signaling receptor activity. The record is from RefSeq and is a predicted model, not a curated record.